GCAGGGGGAUUCCCCGAGGGAAGUUCCCAACUCGACCAGUCGAUGUAAAACACACAGAACCAUAUCCUCUACUGCGCUUCGGAACUUUGCAUCUCAAGAUUAGGCGACGGCGCUGCGGUGGUGUCAAAACAAUAAAGUCGACUUAAGCAGUUAUUCGAAUGAAGGGCUCAUGUCUGCUGUGUCAGUAAUGAUUGUGGAGCACACGGUAUGGAAAGAAACAUCGGAGACCAGCUCAAUAAAGCUUUUGAAGCUUAUCGCCAGGUCUCCAUUGAAAAGGACAUUGCUAAAAAGGAACUUCAACAAAUGACUGAAUAUUACGAGGGGUACACACAAAAACUCCAAAAGCAGAUAGAGGACCAGCAGAAGUUGAUUUCAAAACUUGAAGCUAAAUUGUCAGCAACGAGGCAACCAUCAGGAGAAAUGAAAUGUGAGCCUUACAACCACCUCCUUGAAGGGGCUGGUCCUUAUAGGAAAAUGCAAUACUCGGAGAAUAUGAGCACUGUUCCUGUGUCUCCUAAUUUUCCAGUCAGUAGUGGCGUUGACUGUACUAUUUGUGUGUUUAUCAGUCAGGAGAUGCUGGAUGCUUUUGAAGCAAUUCAAGUUAAAUUCCGGCAGAUCCGGUCUCUAACCAGAAGACAGAAAGAUCACCUAAAGAGAUUUCAUGGAGGAAAUGAUACACCAAAUGAUCAGCAGUUCUCCAUGCCCAUCCAGUGCACAGACCGUACAGCAGAGGCAGAGAGACCCUUUUCUUCAGCACUAAGGUCACCAGUGGAUAUACCACUCCCGCCUACGUCUCUGGCGUCCCGCGGUGCCAGCCCUGAAGACAGGGAUUUAGACUCUCUCACCAAACUCAGUGUCAAAUUCCCGCCCUCUGCGGACAGUGAAUACGACUUCCUGAACAGUGCUCCAGAAAGACACAUUGAUCUGACCAUGGCCAUGAAGCUGCCUCUCAGUAGUGUUCCCACCACACUGACAGAGGAGGAGCCCGUGGAACUGCCCAUGCCUUUUGUCUACCCAACAUCCCCCUCCCACUCAACAUCAUCCUCACUCUCCCAGGAGAGCGUACGGGGACCCCAGCAGCCUCUCUGGAGCCCGGGGACAGAGCUGGCAACGCCUCAGAGCAGCAGUCCUGAUAAAUGUGCUUUCUGCUACGCUGUGGUUCCUCAGGACCAAAUGAACAGCCACCUCUACUUGCAUUUCUCUCAUAAGACUGAGGCCAACAAGUGAUAGCGGAAGCAGAGACUGACGGGCCGACACCACAACUAUUCCCGAGACUUACUGUGUUCAUGGUCGAGUCAUGCCUGCCAUGAAGUACAUGCGCUGUACUGGAUCUGAAAUGACACUGCAAUGAGACUUGAAUUCAUUUAUUUAAUACUGAAGAAUUGAAUGGUACACUUUCUUGCCCAUUAUAUUUUUCUAAUAUCUCACUGAGAUUUUACUCACUUUAGUACUACACGAUGAUGAUGCACAUAAUAUGGCAUAUAUGAGCAAAUAAAGCCAACAUUUACUCUUUCAGCCUUUAUUGGUUAAUCGAUCAUAAUUUGUAUGUUCAUUAAUAUGGAAAUAUAAGACAGGGUGGGAUGAAUAUAUAACAUAUUCACACAUAAAAACAGACUAUGGAGAGGAUGUGAAUGUAUUUAUUAACUUUCUAUAAAUAUUGUAACAUUUGGAUGAAUAUAUACAUAACAGUUUCCUUGUUUUUAAGCAAAUGAGGUCGAUGUACAUUUGCAUUCAUUUCUGGUGAAAUAUAACACCUUUGCUUU
Messenger RNA from Sphaeramia orbicularis (orbiculate cardinalfish), 1763 nucleotides. It is a transcript of the gene tank, whose product is annotated as TRAF family member-associated NFKB activator. Gene Ontology annotation, biological process: negative regulation of canonical NF-kappaB signal transduction. NCBI's taxonomy places the organism in Eukaryota, Metazoa, Chordata, Actinopteri, Kurtiformes, Apogonidae. The record is from RefSeq and is a predicted model, not a curated record. Bases 208 to 1227 code for a protein of 339 amino acids. The transcript is spliced from 8 exons.